AUGAGCAAUGCGGAGCUUUUGGAAGAUUUAGAUGAUGAUUUCGGGACCGGUUCCGAAAGUGAGGUUGAAGUAAGAAACGACGGAGACGCUUUUUCCACGUUACAGCAUUUUGCAACGGAAUAUAGGCCACCCAGAUUGCUUGAGGGCUCAGAAGGAAGUUUUUGUAAUAUAUCUUGGUUGUUUGACCGUCGCGAUAUAAUUUUGCAGCUGAUAAAAGAUCGUCCAGAUAGCUCUUCUGCUUUGCUACUCAGCAAAAUGCAGCCCUUAGUACAGGAUGAGAUUGAUUUUCUACAUACGUACUUGAAGGGACUAUAUGAAGAGACGUUUCCAGAGUUACAGUCUAUUGUGACAUCUGGCGAGCAGUAUGCCCGUGUUGUACAGCUGCUUCAACAGUCAAAGGGCUCACCGGACAUCUCUGAUUUCCAGAAUGUGGUGGACCGCGAACAGAUUUUGAUUUUAUCAAUGGCACUACAGACAGACUACAAAUACAAUAAGUCGCCAUCCGGUGACCUCAUGCAUAUGCUUACAAUCACUAUUGAAAUUAUUUUAGCGCUCUGCGACUUAAAGCAGGAAAUGAAAGCUUUUGUGACUUCUUUGAUUUCUCAGGUUGCUCCCAAUCUGUCAGAACUUGUGGGACCAGAGACAGCUGCAGCAUUGAUAGCUGCCGCUGGAGGCAUUCGAGAAUUGAGCAUUAUACCGAGUUGCAAUAUUCCGUCCAUGGGCAAAAGUAAAUUUGCUAGUCAUGUACAAGCAGUGGACCAGAGCGGUGUAAGGCAAAAGGGGUUUGUAUAUUACUGUCCAUUGGUUUUGGAACAACCAAUCUUGGUGAGAAAUCAAGCCCUCAAGAUGACAUGCGCCAAAGUUUCGCUUGCCGCGCGAGUUGACCUGUCCAAGUCGAGUCCUAACGCCAACUUGGGACUGGAAUUUCGAAAAGACAUCUUACACAAGCUUCAAAACAUUCAGGAGCCGCCUAAUAUUAGCAAUGUCAAGGCUUUGCCCAUUCCAGAAGACAAACCCAAGAAAAAGCGUGCUGGUCGCAGAUUUCGCAAAUACAAAGAGCAAUUUCAACUAUCUCAUGCCAGACAGCUACAAAACAGAAUGGAAUUUGGAAAGCAAGAGUCAACUGUUGUUGAUGUGUAUGGCGAAGAAAUUGGGAUGGGUAUGGCGGGCUCAAGCCGAGCUUCGAAAUCUGUGCCGACAAAGAGAAGCGCGAAAGUCAGAGCUCCAAUGCAAAGAAGACUUGCAGCGGCAGCAAACGAAACGCACAACUUUUUUUCAGAAAAUCAGGAGCACGCAGAUGUUCUGAAAGCACCCAGUAACGGACCUCAGAUCAACGGUGAAACGCGCGACCCAAAAAAUCAACCAAACACAAACCAGUGGUACACGAAAUUCAUGACACAUUCAAAGGAUCAAGCUAGCUAA
Lachancea lanzarotensis is the source of this 1422-nucleotide messenger RNA. RefSeq names its product LALA0S03e06260g1_1 (gene PRP31). Lineage: Eukaryota; Fungi; Ascomycota; Saccharomycetes; Saccharomycetales; Saccharomycetaceae. The transcript has a single exon. Gene Ontology annotation, biological process: mRNA splicing, via spliceosome; spliceosomal tri-snRNP complex assembly. The coding region runs from base 1 to 1422 and encodes 473 amino acids. The record is from RefSeq and is a predicted model, not a curated record. Gene Ontology annotation, cellular component: precatalytic spliceosome; U4 snRNP; U4/U6 x U5 tri-snRNP complex.